AUGGGACUCCAUCAGAAUGUGCAAGCGAUGGGAGUGAAAAAUCUAUCCAAUUUUCUACAGUCAUCAUUGUCAACAUGCCUAUCAAACAACCUUUUUAUUCGUAAUGCUAAUGCGACUAUUUUGAAAUACAGAUUCCAGUCACGUACGCUUUCAAGUUAUACCCUAUCGAAAGAUAUCACCGCCAUCGAUGAAUUGAGUAACAUUAAAAGGAGUGGUACUGGGACGACAACUUUAGGAAUGACCCCAGUGCAGAUACACUGGGGUGACUUAUUCCAGAAAAGUAAUUUAAAAACCAUCCUAGAACAGUUGUUACAACAUAACGAUAAUUCAUAUAUGUUUCUGAGAGAAUUGCUUGAAUCUAAACAGUUGACGUUCAAUGAGUUUUCGAUUUUCUUAAACAGACUAAUUGAUCGUAAAGGUUUCAUUUAUGAUUCAAUCGUUUUAAAAGAAUUUCCAAAUGGAAAACAUUCAGAAAUGGUCUUUAAACUAUUCCAAUUAUAUGGGAAUGCAAUUGGAUCUGAUAAGUUAAGUCUUCUUUCUUUAAGAGAUAUGAAUUUAUUUAUUGAAUUUUUUAUUAAUGAAGGUCAUCUCGGAAGAGCAGAGAUCGUGUUGACAUUUGUUUUGAAUAAAACGAGAUCGAUAUUAGAUUUAUAUGAUGUAGAUACAGUUACACACUAUCUACAAUUAAGGUGUGGCGCUUUGCCAAGAUAUUGGAUGUUUCAAAAUAAAUCAGCCGAAUUAGCAUAUAAAGAUAAAUUUGGAAAUCGCUUAUCGAAAUAUAAAACCAGACUAGGUCGCAAAAACUUUGCAGUUAAACUAACAAAUAGAUACAAAAUACUGGAUCCACUGGGUGUAUUGAAAAUCGCAAACAAAAUCAUUACAGAUGACAAAUGGAAAAGUAAUCAUUCGGCAAAGCUAGAUGCAACUGUCGUUUAUUCCUUGUGCUAUUCUGGUCAAUUAUCAAAUAUCCCAUCUUAUAUAAAUUCAAGGUGGAACGUAGAUAUAUCUAUGUCAGAUGGAAAUUCAGAUGUAGGUACUCAAAUAAGUAAUGAAGCAAGUAAACCAUUACCCUCUGAGGUUAUGGAAGCUAUUUUGUCAUCGUAUUCAUACGAUGAUAAGUCAAUUGAAAGGGCAAUCAAUAUCAUAGACAAAAUAAUGAACUCCUACCCUAAUCUAGAACUGAAUCAACAAUUUUGGAGGCGAUUAAUGCAGUGGUCAGUAUUGUGUUGGGAUCACAAGUUAGACAGAAAGGGUUCAUUGGUAUAUGGUUGCUUUAAAACACUAAAAAAAUACCAUGAAAUGAGAAGCAUCAGAAUUAAUUUUGAUGAAGGGCUUCUUCAAGAACUUUAUACGCUUGUCUAUUACACAAAGAAUAGUCGUAUUGCUGCUGAAGUCGUAUCUGAAUUUAUGCCUCAAUUUUUUUAUAAGAGAUCAGAUGAGAUAACAUUUGGAGAAAGGAAGUUAUUAUUUUAUUUUCAAAAGAGAUCAAUUGAUGGAAUGUUAGGAAAAAAAGAUUAUUUUACAGCAAGUAAUUUCAUUGAAAAAUGGUCUAUGGAUAACCAAAACAAAGAAGAAUUAUUUAAAUAUUAUAAAGAUAGCAUUGCUAAAAAAUUACAGAAGGUAAGAAGAAAUUCCUUGCAACAAAAAAUCAAAGAAAAAUUAGAGGACCACUCGGAUGAAGAUGAUACACUUCUUGGCCGACUUUGGUAA
Molecule: messenger RNA, 1710 nt
Organism: Tetrapisispora phaffii CBS 4417
Lineage: Eukaryota; Fungi; Ascomycota; Saccharomycetes; Saccharomycetales; Saccharomycetaceae
Gene: AEP2
Product: Aep2p
Exons: 1
Coding region: 1-1710 (569 amino acids)
Source: RefSeq, a predicted model, not a curated record